Messenger RNA from Dipodomys ordii (Ord's kangaroo rat), 2874 nucleotides. RefSeq names its product anoctamin 2, calcium activated chloride channel (gene Ano2). The transcript is spliced from 25 exons. Bases 1 to 2874 code for a protein of 957 amino acids. Lineage: Eukaryota; Metazoa; Chordata; Mammalia; Rodentia; Heteromyidae. Gene Ontology annotation, cellular component: plasma membrane. Gene Ontology annotation, biological process: chloride transmembrane transport. Gene Ontology annotation, molecular function: protein dimerization activity; chloride channel activity. The record is from RefSeq and is a predicted model, not a curated record.
AUGGCUGGCCCCGCACCCUGUGAUAUCCCUCUGCUCCCUGGUUCUCCACGCCGGCUCAGCCCUCGGACUGUGGCCAGAGGAGGCCAGGGGUCCAGACAAGGACAGCACUACCUGAAGGUGCCAGGGUCCCAGGCCUCCGGGCCCCAGGGCAGCCCCAGCCAAGACCCAGGCCGGCCGUCCCCGGGAGACAGCUGCCACAGCAGCUCUGUGAUCAAUAACUACCUGGAUGCCAGUGAUCCGGUGUCGUCCGAGGCCCGCCGGAGCCGCAUGCACUUCCACGACAACCAGAGGAAGGUGGACUACGUGCUGGCCUACCACUACCGCCGGCGCGGGGCCCACGCGGGCCCCGGCUCACCCGGCCGCGCGCUGGCCGUCAUCUCCAACGGGGAGACGGGCAAGGAGCGCCAGGCCGGCGGCCCCGGGGGCGACAUCGAGUUGGGGCCCCUGGACGCCCUGGAGGAGGAGAGGAGGGAGCAGCGGGAGGAGUUUGAGCACAACCUGGUGGCGGCGGGACUGGAGCUGGAGAAGGACGUGGAGAGUAAAAGCCAGGGAUCUGUGUUCGUCCGGAUACACGCCCCGUGGCAGGUGCUGGCCAGAGAAGCAGAGUUCCUGAAGAUCAAAGUUCCCACCAAGAAAACGUACGAGAUCAAAGCCGGGGGUCGCAUCACCAAGAAGUUCAACGCCAUCCUGCAGCAGCUCAGCUCCCCGCUGCAGCCCCGGGUCCCCACACACAGCCACAGCAGGAUGAAGAACCUCUCCUACCCCUUCUCCAGGGAGAAGAUGUACCUGUACAACAUCCAGGACAAGGACACGUUCUUUGACAACGCCACGCGCAGCCGCAUUCUCUCCUCCCCAGCGACCUUGAGAAGCCUGCUCAGCCUCACACCCAGCCCUGCGGAGCAAUGUCUCUGGGUGCAGAGGAGGAGAGCCAUGGUGGACCUGGAGGUAUCAGGCAUUAACUCUCUGAUUGCAAACAAUGUCUACGAGGCUGCCUACCCGCUUCAUGACCUGCUGUACCAGGAAUGGGCACGCUAUGGAGUGUUCUACAAGUUUCAACCUAUUGACCUCAUCAGCAGGGAGAUGUGUGACCAGCAGAACGCCUUUACCAUGUGUCCCCUGUGUGACAAAUCCUGUGACUAUUGGAACCUCAGUUCGGCCUGCGGCACCGCACGCGCCAGCCACCUGUUCGACAACCCGGCCACCGUCUUCUUCUCCAUCUUCAUGGCUCUGUGGGCCACCAUGUUUCUGGAGAACUGGAAGAGACUGCAGAUGCGGCUGGGCUACUUCUGGGACCUGACGGGCAUCGAGGAGGAAGAGGAGCGGGCCCAGGAACACUCCCGGCCGGAGUAUGAAACGAAGGUGCGCGAGAAGUUGUUGAAGGAGGGGGACAAGUCGGCGGUUCAGAAGCUGGACGGCAGCGAGGCCGAAGAGGAGGACGAGGAUGAAGACAAACUGACUUGGAAAGACCGGUUCCCUGGCUACUUGAUGAACUUCGCGUCCAUCCUGUUCAUGAUCGCCCUGACGUUCUCCAUCGUCUUCGGGGUCAUCGUGUACCGCAUCACCAUGGCGGCCGCUCUGUCCCUCAACAAGGCCACGCGCUCCAAUGUGCGGGUCACGGUGACCGCCACGGCCGUCAUCAUCAACCUCGUGGUCAUCCUCAUCCUGGACGAGAUCUACGGUGCCGUGGCCAAGUGGCUCACCAAAAUCGAGGUUCCCAAGACCGAGCAGACGUUCGAAGAGCGUCUGAUCCUCAAAGCCUUCCUGCUGAAGUUUGUCAAUGCUUACUCUCCCAUCUUCUAUGUGGCUUUCUUCAAGGGCAGGUUUGUGGGCAGGCCGGGAAGCUACGUCUACGUGUUCGACGGAUACCGGAUGGAGGAGUGUGCUCCGGGCGGCUGCCUCAUGGAACUCUGCAUCCAGCUCAGCAUCAUCAUGUUGGGGAAACAGCUGAUCCAGAACAACAUCUUCGAGAUCGGGGUCCCGAAGCUGAAGAAACUCUUUCGGAAGCUGAAAGAUGAGACGGAAGGGGGAGAGAUGGACCCCGCCCAUUCCAAACAGCCGGAGCAGUGGGACCUGGACUACAGCUUGGAGCCCUACACCGGGCUGACCCCGGAGUACAUGGAAAUGAUCAUCCAGUUCGGGUUCGUCACCCUCUUCGUGGCCUCCUUCCCCCUGGCCCCCGUGUUCGCCCUGCUCAACAACGUCAUCGAGGUCAGGUUGGACGCCAAGAAGUUUGUCACCGAGCUGAGGCGGCCGGAUGCCGUGAGGACCAAAGAUAUAGGGAUCUGGUUCGACAUUCUCUCCGGCAUUGGCAAGUUCUCGGUGAUCAUCAACGCUUUUGUCAUCGCUGUCACCUCGGACUUCAUCCCCCGCCUCGUGUACCAGUACUCGUACAGCCACAACGGCACCCUGCACGGAUUCGUGAACCACACGCUCUCCUUUUUCAACGUGAGCCAGCUGAAGGAGGGAACCCAGCCCGAAAACUCGCAGUUCGACCAGGAGGUUCAGUUCUGCAGGUUCAAGGACUACCGAGAGCCUCCCUGGGCGCCCAACCCCUACGACUUUUCCAAACAGUACUGGUCCGUCCUGUCCGCCCGCCUGGCCUUUGUCAUCAUCUUCCAGAACCUGGUGAUGUUCCUGAGCGUGCUGGUGGACUGGGUGAUCCCCGAUGUCCCCACCGACAUCAGUGACCAGAUCAAGAAGGAGAAGAGCUUGCUGGUGGAUUUCUUCCUCAAGGAGGAGCAUGAGAAGCUCAGGCAGGCCGACGAGCCCGGCCGCAGCAGCCAGAGGAGCCGCCGGGCGGCCAGCUCGGCCCCCUCCGCCCGCAGCCAGCCCGGCAGCCUGGCGUCUUCCGGCUCCCAGCACACGAAUGUGUGA